GUUUACAUAACUGGAGCGGGUGGGCGGAUAGAUCUGUAAUCCAAAGUGAAUGGUGCAAAUCAUGUUCUCCCAGAUUUUUACCAAGUUUCUUCUCAAACUUGGGGGAGGGGCUAGCAUCCCAUCCGACUUAAUAGAUCGAUGCUGCAAAAAGAAGCGGUCGCAUUCGUUGCAUCCUCUAGACUUGUGAUGUACGCACAGCGUAUGUGAUACCAAGCCAGCGUGCGUCAGAACGGGCCACACAAGGUCAGCGACGGCUGAGCGGCCAGUCCGAUGGCGGUGCUCGUGACCGGAAUCUGCGCCGCGCGCCGGCCGGGCGUGGCCGCGCUCCUCUUCGGCUGGGGCGGCCGGCUGGCGGCGCCUUGUCACAUCGCGCCGUCGGCGGCCAUGCCAGCCCCGCUCCGCCUGUCGGUCGCCCGCACGCUCCACAUGCGCCGUCUGGGUAACCCGCGCAGCGAGGAGCGUUGGCGGCAGCGCGACGGCAUGCCGGCCGGCUUUCGGCUGGUGUACCUGGCGCCCAUGGAGUGGUACGUGCGCGCGGCGGCGGCGGCCGGCGCCGGCUCGCUGCUCCUGGCUGCCGUCGGCGUGCUGGCCAAGCCGGCCGCCGCCGCCGCCCUGCUGGCGGCCAACGCGCCGCUGCUGCUGGUGGUCGGCAUGUACGCGCUGAUUUCGCCGAGCCUGCUGGUGCUGGCGUGGCGCUACCCGUUCCGGAUGUACCACAGCGCGGCGCGGCGGGAGUUCCGCGCCGUGCUCACAGGGCCGCUGGUGGUGACGCUGCGUCACGUGACGCUGGCAGACGGCGCCGUCAGCCGCGUGGAGAACGCGUCGAAUAUUCUGCCGUGGAAAAAGGUGCUGUACCGGUCAGACCAGGGCAAGCUGAUACUAAUCGACUCGGCCUUCCAGUCGGCCGAGGUGUACAACAGGCUGCUGGGCUACCCCCAGCCCGAAGACGACGACGAGGAAUGUGGGGAUUCUUGACAAUCGCUGCUGCUUUAUACACGCACCAGGUGACGCCUAAUUUGUUUGUUUUGUAUAGAAAUUCGAACGUGUGAUUGGGACAAAUGCUGUGUUUUUGAAGCUUGAUCUGCAUUGCGUGCAUGGUUGGUACCGCAUCGAGUCGAUGAAAUACAGUGCAUAUAUUCUUCA
Pollicipes pollicipes is the source of this 1143-nucleotide messenger RNA. RefSeq lists its product as uncharacterized. The record is from RefSeq and is a predicted model, not a curated record. Lineage: Eukaryota; Metazoa; Arthropoda; Thecostraca; Pollicipedomorpha; Pollicipedidae. The transcript has 2 exons. Bases 271 to 975 code for a protein of 234 amino acids.